This is a messenger RNA of Striga asiatica, 2729 nucleotides long. Lineage: Eukaryota; Viridiplantae; Streptophyta; Magnoliopsida; Lamiales; Orobanchaceae. The record is from the annotation of a GenBank genome assembly.
GAAGAAAGUAACAGAGAAAUAAAGGCGAGAGUCCACAUGUUGACAAAUUCCAAGUCAUCCUUUUUUAUGUAAGAAAAACACUUUGUUCAUGUUUGUGUUUGUAAGAAAGAGAUCUUAUCUUGGAUUUCUCCCUCUUUCUUUUUCCUCUCUAGUUUAUGCAGAUUAAUCAGAAUUAAAUUCCCUUUUUCUCUUUUGUUUUUGGUGAUAAGUUUUUGUUUUGUGUUUUUUUUUUUGAAAGUUCUCUCCAAUGGCAAUGCAAAUAUUCUAUCUUUCUUAUCUGGGGUCCUUGGAUUUUUUGUCCUAUUAGCUCGGUGAAUUUCAGCUUGUGAAAAGAUUUUAUUUUUCUUCUCCAUUUUUUUCUAUUUUUCGGGUAGAUUUUUGCUUCUUUGUGGAUUAUUAAUUUGGAUUUGUAUAUAUGAAGCUGUAGAGAAGUCAAGAAAAGAAUCUGAGUUUGAGAAAUGGCUACUAAAGUUCGAGCAAAUGCAUUUUUGCCCGAAUUUCAUUCUGCGGUCGAUCUUAACGGGAGCACGAACAAUGGUGUGGGACCCUCAUAUCACGAUUAUAAUGACCCCAUGUUACAAAAUGGCUCGAAUUUCAUGCGUAAAGAUGAUUACUUUUUAAGUGACCUUGAAAAAGUGAGAAGGACUAUGCUCGAGCACGAAUCGAUUUUUAAAAAUCAGCUUCGAGAACUGCACCGUCUCUAUGGAAGACAACGGGAGCUAAUGAACGAAAUAAAAUCAAGAGAACUUGAAAAGGAUGAUUCUUUGAAGGAUAAUAAAAGUAUACCAAUUUUACCCUCGGCCAAGAACACCCGAAGCUCGACGACUCACGAGCCUCGGUUGUUCACGAGCAGUAUUUUCCUGAAAGAAGCUGACAACCUCGGACAUUUGGACAGUAGAGAUACUAAAUUAUCUCUUGGUGAUGAUGCUCGGAUAUCUCAACCGAAAGCCACAGCUUUGGGGUUUGAUUUGUAUGUAAAAAGAACCAAUUGUCUUGGAGACUGGAGUAAAUACGAUUAUGGGAAGAAAAAGAUUUCUGAUGAAACAUCUCCAAAUCCGUGCUCGGGUUUUAAUCUUGUGAUGAAAGAUUUCUUUCAAGCUUCCUCGGAUAACAAGAAUGAAAUCGAGCAUUCAUCUUAUGGCUUGACUGAGAAAUGGAGAUUCGACAGACAUUCUUCCUUUGAAGUGUCUCGGAAGAAAAAGAAAAUUUUUGGGUUCGAAAUUUCUGAAGGCUAUGAAAGCACCACGUUCAAUGCGGCUGCUGACGUGUCAAAUAUCGAACCUCGUGGAGAAAAAAAUGAUCUCAUUGCCUCAUACAUAAAUGGAAAAUCGAGCGCAGAUUUAAAUAGCAAAAUAUCACGGGAAAAUGGGUUUUCCCACCACUUGGACAUGAACCGAAAUUGGUUGCGAAGCCAGAAUUCAACCGGAGUAAAUUUCGGAAUUGUGCCAUGUCAGCAUACCGAGAAUAUUUUGAGAAAAUGUUACGAGAAUUCGAACCCGGAAGAUUCUACAAGUAGCACAAGAAAUCCGAAACGGGAUCUACCGUGGUUUCUUAAGAAUCCACAAAAUACUUGUGAUACAAGCAAAAACAAGAAGAGUUCAUCAUAUUUCAUGAACCUUGACUCAUUGCAGAGUUACUCGGAGAAUUUUUUCGGAAAAGCUGGCGUGGCGGCGAAAGGCAAGUUUCCGAAUUUGGAGCCAGAAAACCAAAUCUUGCCACCAAACAUAUCUCGGGAUGUCGAAAAUGCCACUCAGACAGAGGACACUGCCCACAACAAAAGAUUAUUAAGUAACUCAAACAUUAUUGACCUCAACUUGUCCAUGGAGCUCGAUUUAGAGGCUCCCGCCAUUAUCGAACCCGAACAGUAUCCAAACCCGAAUUAUAAUCCCGACGAAGAAGAACGCGAUAUUAAAAUCGCAGCUGAUGCCAUAAUUGCCAUGUCAUCAUCAUCAUCUGAAAUAACAAAUCCCCGCGAUCCUCCUCCUCCAUCGCCCGACCGUCUGACGUGGCUAGCUGAUGUCAUAAUAAUCCUUGCAGGCCAAAGUAGGGCCCACGAGCCCGAGCCCGAGCCCUUGCCCGACGGAAUGGAUUACUUCGAGUACGCGACUCUGAGAUUGAAGGAAGUGAAAGAGGAGGAAGAAGCUGAAAAUAACUUGCUGCGUGGGCCGGAAGAAAAUGCGAGCGGAGGAGGGGCAAAAUCGUCCGGACGGUGCAAAAAGGGGCGGUGGUCGAGGAAAGAUUUCCAGAGGGACGUGCUUCCGGGCCUCGUCACGCUGUCUCGAGUCGAGGUGACUGAGGAUUUUCAGGCUUUCGAGGAGCUGCUGAUGAAGGGUGGUUGGGCCCGGCGGGCUAGGCCGAUGAGGUGGGGCCCGCCGGAAAGGAGCUGCGGGAGAAGGAGGAGGGGUUUGGAGGCAGUUGGUUCGGGCCGGGCCCAAGAGAUCGGGCUUAUGGGCUGGGGGAAAAAGAGGCAGAGGUGUGCUGCUGCUGCUGCUAAUGGGCUUUGUGGGCCCAAAGUUUCUUGUGAAUAGGCUGUAGAGGUAUAUAGUAUAGAUUCUUGUUUUUCUUGAGGUUUGUUUUCAUCUAACUCCAUCGAGAUUGGGACAGUGUACUUUUUAUGCAAACCAUUUUGUUCAUAUAUUUUUGUGGUGUGUGCUUAUUAUAUUACAAGGUAAGGGAGAAACAGAAAGAACAUGGACUUUUUAUUCUGCCUCCUUUUGGUUCUGUUUUUU